Messenger RNA from Pyricularia oryzae 70-15, 1126 nucleotides. RefSeq lists its product as uncharacterized. Bases 251 to 1126 code for a protein of 291 amino acids. The transcript has 7 exons. The record is from RefSeq and is a predicted model, not a curated record. Lineage: Eukaryota; Fungi; Ascomycota; Sordariomycetes; Magnaporthales; Pyriculariaceae.
CAAAUGCGCCUCAAUUUUAUUUUGGCACAUCAGAGGCAACGAGGUUUUAAUAAUCCAUUUUCAAUGCGCAUUCACCUCUCACAAGGCAUUUGUUCUUUUUUUUUUGGUUUUGGCCAGGGUAUGGAUGUAUCAUAGAAGCAAAAUGUGCAGCUUUCAGCUCGCCGAGUCGCAAGAGUUGUGUACAAAGGGCUUGCUCGCCCGACGAAUUAAUGCCGAAUGCGAUCUCAAAUGACCCCAAAAAUACUACGAAAUGACGACCACAGGGUCAGGAUCGGCAUAUUCUCAUCCUGUCAAUCCCCCCGUGCUCCGAAAAGAUUCGGCGAGAACGGAAGCGACGUCGUUUGCUUUCCAUCAGAUGACGGUUCCGCGGAAACAAACAAUUUUAGACUUGACGCAAGUGACCUCAAAAGGCCGGCCGAGCCGUCGGGAAAAUUACGUGGGAUUUACGGAGUACAAAAAGCUGGCCCCUCAACAGGCUACCCAAAUCAAGGUACGAAAGCCUGGGCCAUCGCCCAAAGAAAAGGAGCCGCCCAGGGCGGCGGAGACAAAUAGUAAACAGGAAGGCAGGUACGGAGUUGUUCGCGCGACCGGUGAUGGCCGAUCCUGGUCCUAUGAAUUAAAACGCGCUGUUCGAGACGGAGCUUAUUGCUCGGCGUGUUUCUUCAACGGAGCUUUCCCAGUAACUAGCACCACGGCACGCACACUUGCAUGGUAUGGUAUCUCGAUCUUGCUUGUGGCGCCGACUUUCCUUGCUAUUUUUUGCAUGAUCGCCUCACUUGCAGCAAGGCAGAGAAGAAAAAAAGGGGGCCUUACCACGGUAGGCGGGCUUGUGGGCGGCACAGGCCAGGCGGCUACAGCAUCUGGAUUCUGGAUGACCAUGGACAAACUGGGCAACUGGGGCACAAAUGGACCUUUCGGACUGAUCGGGUUAAUGAGUGGGUUGUUCUUGAAAGAGAAGGUUAUCGGUACUCGCAAACAGCGCAAGGCUUCGCAUGAGAGGAUUGUACAUGGGACCCUCUUGGCCCUCUCGCGUCCGUUUGCCUUCGCCCAAUCCACCCCGGUCCCCGCAGGUGUGGCAUCGAGUGGACGAGCAAGAGACAAGGGCAAGCCCAUGAUCACCUUUUGA